AUGGACGACGACUUUCACUCGCUGAACAAGGGCGUCUUCGUUAUUCCCUUCAAGGGCGAUGCUGGCCCCUCCAGCCGGCCCAGCCGGCCUCUCGACUCUGUCUAUGGCAGCGCGAGCGCCGCAUACGCCCAAGCGCACAAGGACUAUGAAGACGACCGCGCCGAGGAGCAGCUGGACGCCAUCCGCGACUGGUUGGACCGCUGUGCUGCCCCACCUUGCCUCCACCAGGCUUUUAAGAUUAGGCGGGUGCCCGUGGCGCUGCUACAGGGGAUAUCGCCCGAGGCCCCGCGCCAGCUUCCCAACCUGACGCGCGCUACGACGCUCAGCGGCCGCGACCUCUGCGACAUUGGGGCAGCGAUGCGCGCCCUCGCAGUUGGAUUCCUCGGCGAGGCAGCACUAGAUGCGAAGAAGGCGGGCCGCACCCCGCUCGACGAGGUCGCGCGCUGGUGGGGCAAGCUUCGCGACCGCCCAGCGCUAUUGGUUCACAUCGAGCAAGCGCAGCUGGUGCCGACCACAGUGCUCGCCGAGUUGGUGUACAUCGUCGGGCUGCACGACGACGUUUCGAUUCGCCUCCUCUUGUCCGUGCCCAGCGUUACGACCUUCCUCGCCGUAUGGGUUCCUCUCGAGCCCAGCGAGAUUGACCUGAGCGUGCUCCGGAGCACACGUCGACCGAGCGGUGCUGUCAACGCCGUUCUCCAGACGGCGCUCGACCGCUCAGCAGCACCGAUUACCUUGUCCGAAGAGCUUGCGCGGGAGGUGCGGGCUGAGGAUGAUCGGUUGGGCGGUGGUGCAGCAGCUACCCUCAAGUCCCUCCGCUGGCUGUUGCUGCGGCACAGCCACAACUCUGCGCUCGCGGCGCUUCCGGACGUGAGCGAGGAGGACCAGCCUGCGGCUCUGCAAGCCUUGCGUGAUGCCAUGUCAGAGGAUGCCUCCGCGGCCGAUGAGCUCCUCACGCUGGGCGUUUCGCCCGAUCUCUCCUACACACAAAACCCGGCGCCGCGAUUGGCCCUCUUGCAAGCCCUCGCGAACCAGGACACGUUCCUUUCACCAGCGGACCACGACAAUCGAGACGCGCUCAAGGAGACGGAGAUGCUGCACUCGCUCUGGGAGUCGGCAGGUAAGACGGUCAACCUGUGGGACUGGCUCGAGGGCUUCCGCAUGAUGCUACUUUCGGAGAAGCGGGCCGAGAACAUGCCAGAUCCAACAACACCGUCGAAGGGCAAGCGGCGGCGAGGGGAGGAGGACCAAGAGCCGGAGCUGGGUGAGGACGAGGAUGCGCGCGCACAUGCGCGCUUCAUACGCUUUGUCGAGGAGGCGCGGAUGAUGGGCCUGGUGCGGGCGCGGGGCAAGAAGAGCGAUGAGGUGGUCAAGGCGGCGCUUUUGUAA
Cutaneotrichosporon cavernicola is the source of this 1386-nucleotide messenger RNA. RefSeq lists its product as uncharacterized. Lineage: Eukaryota; Fungi; Basidiomycota; Tremellomycetes; Trichosporonales; Trichosporonaceae. Gene Ontology annotation, cellular component: DNA replication preinitiation complex; nuclear origin of replication recognition complex; nuclear pre-replicative complex. Bases 1 to 1386 code for a protein of 461 amino acids. The transcript is spliced from 9 exons. Gene Ontology annotation, molecular function: DNA replication origin binding. Gene Ontology annotation, biological process: DNA replication; DNA replication initiation. The record is from RefSeq and is a predicted model, not a curated record.